AUGACGUCCAAAAAUGAAUACGAUUUUAUCAUUGUUGGUGCUGGCCCGGCUGGCUGCAGCCUCGCACGUGGCCUUGGCAACAGCCUGAGCCGGCCCUCCGUUUGCUUGGUCGAGGCUGGCGGUGUCAAUAACGACGCCAGCAACCGCGUGAUUGGAAACCUCUUCGUACAGAAGAUGAACCCUGACCAGGCCAAGCUGUACGAAAGCAAACCUCAGCAAGCUCUCUCCGGUCGCAAAAUCGAUUUGACCCGUGGCGCUGGCCUCGGUGGCUCGUCGGCAGUCAACUUCACAGCCUGGACCGUUCCACCUCGCGACGACUUUGAGGCGAUCGCUGAUGUCACCGGCGAUCCCUCUUGGCGGUGGGAGAAUGCUAAGCGACGUUACAAGGCGCUCGAGACAUAUCAUGAUAAGCAUCCGGAGGUCCCAGCCGGAACGGAGAGAUAUCUGAAUCCCAAAGCUGCCGACCAUGGCUAUUCAGGGCCUCUCCAUAUCGGUUUUGAUAAUAGGUGGGAUAGCUACGCCACUGAGAUGAUGGACAUUUGGUCCGAUAACGGAUACCCCAUCAACCCUGACCUGGGCAAUGGCGAUUUCCUCGGGAUUUCCAUUUGCCCAAAGACUGUACAUCGCGGUACUCGUGUUACGGCAGACAACCUUCUUUACCCGCUUCCCUUUAACCUUCACAUCAAGACGGCGUCUCAGGUGCGCCGAGUAGUGUUUGAAGGGAAGCGAGCGACCGGUAUAUUCCUGCUCGAUGGCACGGUGCUGAGUGCGCGCAAGGAAGUCAUUCUUUCCGCUGGUGCCCUCGACACACCCAAGAUCCUAAUGCACUCUGGAAUUGGACCGGCAGAACAGCUCAGCAACUUUGGCAUCCAAACCAUUGUUCAUAAUAGAUACGUGGGCCAGAAUACCAAGGACCAUUACCACGUGGCCUUGAAGUAUGGCCGGUCCGAGAAAUCCAAUGAGGUCGCAGCCUUCUUCCGCGAUAAAGCCCGGCAGGAAGCAGCCCUCCGCGAGUGGAACAUCUAUCGAACCGGCGACUUCACUAACCUGGGAACGACCAUGAACAUGGGCUUCUUCAAGAGCGAUGCUGUCCUCAAUAGUCAAGAGUUCAAGAGUCUGCCUAAAGAGGAGCAGGCCCGCCUUGGGAUGCCUACUGUUCCUACGUACGAGAUUGCUGUUCUGGGUAUUGCUCCUGAGUACUAUCUCGCCCCCGAAACCAGCCCCCCCUUGCUGUCCGUCCUUGUUUUCGUCCACAACUCGCAAUGCAAUGGUAGCAUGAGGCUUGUUUCAGAUGACCCUACCGUGCCAUUGGACUUUGACGUCGGGUUCAUGGCUCAUCCUUAUGACCGACGUGUGGCUAUCGAAGCAACCAAGGAAGUCUUGAAAGUUACCGGCAGCACCGCCUUCAGAAAGGAUGAGCAUCCUACUCAGGCCGCCUUUGAUGUACCAAAAGAUGAUAGCGACGACAGCAUUCUGGCAUUCUGGAACAAGGACUGCACAAGCACAUGGCAUACUGUCGGUAGCUGUAAGAUGGGCCGCCGUGGCGAUGAGACUGCUGUUGUGGACACUCAGUUCUCUGUAAAGGGCGUCAAGGGACUUCGUGUCGCUGAUCUGAGUGUCCUGCCCGUUCUUGUGAGCUCCCACACACAGACUGCCGCUUAUCAAAUUGGUAUGCUGGCUGCCGAGAAGCUUGUAGCAGAGUACCGUCUAAACGGAAAGCCAGCCUUGUAA
Messenger RNA from Clonostachys rhizophaga, 1731 nucleotides. The record is from the annotation of a GenBank genome assembly. NCBI's taxonomy places the organism in Eukaryota, Fungi, Ascomycota, Sordariomycetes, Hypocreales, Bionectriaceae.